GCGAUCUCCCCAAUACAGCCGCGAUUACCGGCGAGCCGCCACGCGAAUCAUUUUGCGUACGACUCGCGAACACUGCAACGGAUUACUUGAGUGAUCUGUGAUUAAUCACUGUGAACUAGUGAUGUGUUUGAAUUGAGAAUGUCACCGCCGGCGGGGAGGUGAUCGGGAAAUGUCAAAUAGAUGAUGAAGACGUCGCUCGAAUGCGAGCGGUCUGACACCGCCGAGAACGGCGGGAAAGGCCGCAUUUCCUUUAGCGUAGACUCUUUAUUGGGGAGUAAAAAUGACGCGCCGAGAGACACUCCGGAACCAAGUAACGAUAGUGUGAUAGACACUGAUGAUAGUGAUGUGGAUAUUGAAGAUGUCGAGUCGAAUGUGGGAGAUGAACGAGACGAGAGAGAGAGCAAUCAAGAUGGAGAGGAAGUGGAAAGGACGGGCGUUGUGGUGCCGCAGCCGCUACUACCUAGGCUGUAUCAGGGUCCUACUCCGCAUGCCUGGCCCUUCGGAGCCUUUCCGUGGAUGGCACCAAACCCUAUGUUUCGAGGGGGUUCACCUAACACACCCACCGGCCCACCAGUGGUCAGAUGCCAACUCCGGAAACACAAGCCGAACCGGAAGCCGCGUACACCCUUUACAACACAGCAACUUCUUGCGUUGGAGAAGAAGUUCAGAGACAAACAGUACCUGAGCAUCGCGGAGCGAGCUGAAUUCUCUUCUUCGCUAAGACUAACAGAAACUCAGGUAAAAAUAUGGUUUCAAAAUCGCCGAGCAAAAGCGAAACGACUGCAAGAGGCUGAGAUUGAAAAGCUCAGGCUGUCUGCGAGACCGUUGCUACCACCUUCCUUCGCGUUGUUCGGGGGUGGGGGAGCUCCCCCCCUAUUUGCAGCGAUGGCCGCAGCCACAAGACCUCAACUGAGUUUCUUAGGGGGACCCCCAUCUCACCAACACGCCAUUAAUAUGAAUAUCUUGAAUUCCUUGCAACCGCAUUGACAUUCAGAACACGCGAAAACGCGUGAACAUCCGCCAUCUUGAAUUGGCGGGAAAUGAACAUUUUAAAUUUUUGGACUUGUGACAAAAUAAUAUAUAGGAAUGAUUGUGUUUUAUUCUUUAUUUAAAUGUACUUGUAAUAUAAUACUAAACAGCGCAGAUCCUACACAUUAUACCUAGGUACUUAAUAAACAAGAACAGAAGUAUGAAAUGUUUUUAAUAUUUCUACAUUUCAUUUGUAACUAUAAAAAUUCUCGGAUAUUCACUUUGUGGUAAAAUUAUGCAAAACUUGCUCAGUAAUAGUAUGAAUAACAAUUAAAUUAAAUAAUUUUAAAAAAUCUGUUUAUUAAAUGGUAGCUUACAUAUUCAAUAUAGUCUUCCUAUUUUAAAUUCCUGAGUAUCGUAAAGACUCCAUUAAAAUAUUUUUAAUACUUACUACCAAUUAUAUUAUUGAUUGGCCAAAAUUUAAAAAUUCUUUGUAUGUUAGUACAAUUGUGAGUCAAUAAUAUUAAUAUUUACAUUAACAAUUUUAUUAUAUAAGUUAGGAUUGUCUAUUAACAGAUAAUAGUCAAAAUAGUCCAUUGUGAAAAAAAAUGCAAUUUAUAAUGCGGCUUGAGCAAGAUAUGUGUCGAUAUUUUCAAAAAUGUUACCGACUCAAUACUGAAGUAUGAUUUCGAUUUUCGAUUUCGUAAGGUUUCUUGCAAAGUAAUAAUUUAUACAACCGAUACACAUUAUCAAUAUUUCUUGUUAAAACUUAACAACAAAAACUAAUAUGUUGGUGAUUAUUGUAAAUAAAUUUAGCCAUACUAUGCAUAGUAUAUUUAAAUUAUAGGUAUUCUAAGGAAUUUUUAGUAUCUAGUGUUUGGUAGACGAUGGAAAUUUUAUUUAUUGUACAACGAAAUUUUAAUUUAAUAAACACUUGAAAGUUGAAAUGAAUAUACACUGCAAAGUGUAUCAUAGAUUCAAGAGUCCUAAUACAUAAAAGUGAAUUUCGUCGUUUUCAAAUUUCGGACCUUAUAUUUCAAGCCGGUCAUUAUAUUGAAAUUAAAUUAAUUAUGAGUGCGUCGGAACGCUUCUAAAUUUAAACCGGAUGUGGUCUGUGUUAAGAACUGAAAAAAUAUACUUUUUGUCAAAACGUAAAAUCAUUGUUCUUAAUUUAAAUACAUAUUGUAAACAGCUUACAUCUUUAAUCUGUGGAAAUGUUUUAAUAUUUAUAGUAUUCGAAUAACUGAGCCGAUAUUAAUUAGAUAUUAUGUGCACUGUAUUUGGCUAAUUAGGGCAUUUGUACAAAAAUUACAUUGAUUUGAUAGCAAAAUUAUUGUAAAUAUUUAAUUUAUUCUAUACGUAAGAUGUUAGAAUAGAUUUUUUAAUGAUUAAAUUGCGGUAGGUAUCCUGUUACAUAGAGUUAAACUGUAAAAUAUUUUUGUUUUCUUUACGAUAAUG
This is a messenger RNA of Pieris rapae (cabbage white), 2427 nucleotides long. RefSeq names its product homeobox protein MSX-1-like. Gene Ontology annotation, molecular function: RNA polymerase II transcription regulatory region sequence-specific DNA binding; DNA-binding transcription factor activity, RNA polymerase II-specific. The record is from RefSeq and is a predicted model, not a curated record. Gene Ontology annotation, cellular component: nucleus. The transcript has 3 exons. NCBI's taxonomy places the organism in Eukaryota, Metazoa, Arthropoda, Insecta, Lepidoptera, Pieridae. The coding region runs from base 181 to 987 and encodes 268 amino acids. Gene Ontology annotation, biological process: embryonic morphogenesis; regulation of transcription by RNA polymerase II.